Molecule: messenger RNA, 243 nt
Organism: Rotaria sp. Silwood1
Lineage: Eukaryota; Metazoa; Rotifera; Eurotatoria; Philodinida; Philodinidae
Source: the annotation of a GenBank genome assembly
AUGAAUAUAACGAUUGAAUUUCAAUCAAUCAUUCAUCAUUGUUCAGUAACAUCUUCAUCAACAUUAACCAUAACUACGAUUAGUACUAGUACGACAACUGCAAAGUCUCCUGUCUUAUAUCGAUGUACUACAACAUCAACAUGUGGUUAUAGUAGUACUCCUGAAUCUUUAACACCAUCACGUAUAGUUGGUGGUGAAAAUGCUUUGAAAUCAAGUUUGCCAAUGAUAAUUUCAAUGCGUUGA